Molecule: messenger RNA, 2339 nt
Organism: Diuraphis noxia (Russian wheat aphid)
Lineage: Eukaryota; Metazoa; Arthropoda; Insecta; Hemiptera; Aphididae
Product: protein KRI1 homolog
Biological process (GO): endonucleolytic cleavage in ITS1 to separate SSU-rRNA from 5.8S rRNA and LSU-rRNA from tricistronic rRNA transcript (SSU-rRNA, 5.8S rRNA, LSU-rRNA)
Cellular component (GO): nucleolus; 90S preribosome
Source: RefSeq, a predicted model, not a curated record
UAUGUUAAAGAAUCUCGUGUUUACAGUUCACACUAUAAAAUAAUAGUACACUACUCUACUUGAAAAGUUAAGAAGAACGAGAAGAAGUCACUAAGUACAAAAUAAAAAUAAUAUCAGUCAUUGCUAAUUAAUACUUCAAAAUGAAUACAUUUGAAUCGAAUUCACAGGAUAAUAACAACACAAGUUCAGACGAGGAAGAUGAAGACGAAGAAGCCAAGGAAUUAACUGAUGAUAUUGAGAAAAGUUUUUUUAAAGCAUUGUCUUGUCUCAAGAAAGAUGAUCCCAAGAUUUAUGAUGAAUCUGUUAAAUUUUUUGAUUCGUCAACUACACAACAAAGUACCAAAAAAUCCAUUGAUGGCAGUAAUAAAGGUUCAAAUCCUAUAUAUUUAGAAGAAUAUAAAAGAAAAAUUUUGUUAGAGCGGGGACCAGAAUUUGAUGACACUGAAGAAAUGAAUGAUGUUCUUAAGAAAGAAAAAGUUCGAAUGUCAUCGCCUUCAUAUGUGGAGGAACAGCAAGCUAUUAAAGAAAGUUUUAAUUUUGCUCUUGAUGAUAAUUCUGAUGAUGAAGAUAUAAUAAAACCACGAUUAAAGUCAAAAGAAGAACAGGAAAAAGAAGAAAAAGAUUAUUUAGAAUGGUUAAAAGGAAAUCGAGAUGAACUUGAAGAUGAGGAAACAAAAAGAGAUCUUCAACAUCUGCAUGAUUACUGGAACAAUCCUAAUUUGGAUGAAGGAGAACAGUUUUUAUGUGAUUAUAUCCUUAAUAAAAGAUUUCUAGAAAACCCAAAAGAAGAAAGUUUAUUAGAGGAUGAAAUGAGAUUUUCUGAAGAAGAUGAAAUGCUUGAAAAACAUGAAGAAUUUGAACACAAAUAUAAUUUCAGAUUUGAAGAACCAGAUAAAGAAUUUAUCAAAACUUAUCCUCGAACAAUGGAAAAUUCUUUAAGACGUAAGGAAGAUAAACGUAAGAAAAAGCGAGAAGAACUGACAGAAAGAAAAAAAAAAGAAUUAGAAAAACGGUCCCUAGAAAUCAAACAACUUAAAAAGCUUAAAAAAAAAGAAAUCAUUGAUAGGAUUAAAAAACUUCAAGAAAUAACUGGAAACAAGCGUGUAGGAUUUGAGGAAAAUGAAUUAGAAGAAGAUUUUAACCCUACUGAGUAUGAUCGUAAAAUGCAUGAAUUAUUCGAUGAAGAAUUUUAUGAUAAAAUGGAUGAUGAGAAACCAGUAUUUGAUGAUGAAGAGGAUGAGUUUAUUAUGGAUUGUGACUAUGAUCCGAGUAUGGACAAGAGAGCCAAAAAACAAACUAGAGCUGCAAAACGCAAAGAAAAAAAGAAAACAAUUAUUAAUGAUGUUGAAGAUGAAGAAGAAAUUAAUCAUAAAAAAAUACCAAAAUACAAUCCAGCAAAAGGAUCAUUUGAAAAAUACAUUGAUGAAUAUUACAGUUUGGAUUGUGAAGAUGUUGUUAGUGGUGUUCCAACCCGAUAUACUUACAAUAAAGUUGUUCCAAAUGAUUAUGGCCUGACAAUUGACGAGAUUUUGAGAGCUGAUGAUAAUGAACUUAAUAAGUGGUAUCCUCUUGGAAAAUUGACAAAAAUUCAACCUGAAGCUGUUCAAAAAUUUGAAGCUAAGAUUUACAAACGAAAAGCUAAAGAUAUUGAAUUAAAAAAGAAAAUGUUACCUAGUCUUUUUAAAGAAGAGUAUGUUCUUAGACUUUAAAAAAAAAAAAAGAAAAAGAAAUCCAAUAAAAAUGUUUUUAAAGUUGAAGAAGUUUUACCCAAAAACAAUGAAGACCUUCAGAAUGGAAAAGAAUGUAAUAACAAACAGUUAACAAACAAAACUAAAUUCAUGAAAAAUACUCAGAAUGGAUACAAAAUUAUAAAAAAUGUGAAGAAAGCUGAAAAUAGUAAAAAAGUUCUUACUCAGAAUGAUAACUCAGUUUUAAAAAAUGUUAAGAAAUCUGAAAAUAGUAAAAUUGAUAAUUCUCAGAAUAAAAAUAAAAUUGUUAAAAAUUCUAAGAAAGCCGAAGACAGUAAAAUAGAUCAGACUCAAAAUAAAAACAAAAUUAUUAAAAAUGUCAAAAUGGAUGAUAAGAGUAAAAUAAAUUCUUCUCAAAACAAUAUCAAAACUGUUAAAAAGGGUGAAAAACGAAAAAUAGAUCAUACUCAGAAUGGAUUGUCUAAAAAACAAAAGUUCUUGGUUAAAAAGUACAAAACUAAUAAAGAACCUAGUGCUUUGGAAUCAAUUACGGAUGACCGAUUAAAGGCAUAUGGAAUCAAUCCAAAAAAAUUUAGAAAUAAAUUAAGAUAUGGAAACAAUCAAUAAAACAGUUAUUAAAUUUAAAUUGUU